AUGUGGCCCCGCAUUCCAUCCUUGGGUGCCCGUCACGCCCCGCGUAACAUCACCCCCCGGAAUACCCCUGCCACCCGGCGACCCCGCAUCCCUUACUUGGGUACCCGCCAAGCUUUCCUGCCCGACUACCUUACCCCCCGGGAUGCCCCCGUCACCUAUCCAUCUCGGACUAACCUGACCAGAAUACCAGGCCAUCAGAAUUACUGCCUAGCCACAAACCAGAAUAAUACAACACAAUCCGUCAGUCCGACCUUCACACCAGUCCGUCAGUCCGACCUUAAGGCCAGUCAGUCAGUCCGACCUUCACACCAGUCCGUAAGUCCGACCUUAACACCAGUCCGUCAGUCCGACCUUCACACCAGUCAGUCAGUCCGACCUUCACACCAGUCCAUCAGUCCGACCUUAAGGCCAGUCAGUCAGUCCGACCUUCAGGCCAGUCAGUCAGUCCGACCUUCACACCAGUCCGUCAGUCCGACCUUAAGGCCAGUCAGUCAGUCCGACCUUCACACCAGCCCGUCAGUCCGACCUUCACACCAGUCCAUCAGUCCGACCCUCACACCAGUCCAUCAGUCCGACCUUAAGACCAGUCAGUCAGUCCGACCUUCACACCAGUCCGUCAGUCCGACCUUAAGGCCAGUCAGUCAGUCCGACCUUCACACCAGCACAUCAGUCCGACCUUCACACCAGCCCGUCAGUCCGACCUUAAGACCAGUCAGUCAGUCCGACCUUCACACCAGCCCGUCAGUCCGACCUUCACACCAGUCCGUCAGUCCGAGGCGACAAAUAAUCGGGAAGACCUGUUCGAUGUGUCGGUAA
Messenger RNA from Ostrea edulis (European flat oyster), 816 nucleotides. Its product is annotated as rho family-interacting cell polarization regulator 1-like. Lineage: Eukaryota; Metazoa; Mollusca; Bivalvia; Ostreida; Ostreidae. The transcript has 2 exons. The coding region runs from base 1 to 816 and encodes 271 amino acids. The record is from RefSeq and is a predicted model, not a curated record.